GUAGGGGAGCUGUGUUCAGCACUCAGUGAGGCGAGUGUGAGAGAGCGGUGAGGGUUACUAUCGCUCUUACUCCGUAUCGUGAGACAGGAACCUGUUCCCCUCGACUCAAACAUGGAUUCCGAUAAUGUGACGCGGGACGGCGCGGUCUACAGGAGCACGGUGGUGGCGCUGGAGGGGGACGACCCGCGGCCGCCCGGGGGCUUCGCCUUCAUGCUCAAGAACAAGCUGGGGCGCUGCCUGACCCGCAAGACGCUGCACCGCCGCCUGCCCUGCCUCACCUGGAUGAGGAGCUACAGCAGCGACUGCAUCCCCGGCGACCUCCUGGCGGGCUUCACCGUCGGCCUGAUGAUCAUCCCGCAGGCCCUCGCCUACGGGAUCGUGGCCGGACUCACGCCCAAUUAUGGCCUCUACUCUGCUUUCUGCGGCUGCCUCGUCUACUUCCUACUGGGGUCGACCAUGGAGCUCAACUUGGGCCCCACGGCGAUCAUGGCCCUCAUGACGAUGCAGUACAGCCAAGGGGGCCCAGAGUACGCCGUGCUUCUGUGCUUCACUUCGGGGGUUAUCGAGCUCGUGGCCGGGAUCAUCAACCUCGGUUUCCUCAUCAACUUCAUCUCGCAACCCGUGAUCAGCGGUUUCACCUCGGCCGCUGCCAUCACCAUUGCGUCAUCUCAACUCAAGCCACUUUUUGGACUCAAGCUUGAAACUCGCGGACUUAUAGACACUUGGGUUAAGGUCUGUAGCAACCUGCACGAGCUCCGAUGGCAAGACUUGACUCUCGGUCUUGCCUGCAUCGUCGUCUUGGUCUGCAUGAAGAAAGUGGGCUCCGUGCGCUGGCCGUGCGUGGACCGCUCCAGCCGCGCCGUGGGCCAGCGGGUGCUGCGUCAGACCAUCUUCUUCACGUCGGUCGGUCGCAACGCCCUCGUGGUCAUCAUCGCCUCCCUCAUCGCCUUCAUGCUGGACGGCGACGACCAGCCCUUCACGCUCACAGGUUUCGUCGAGCCAGGCAUCCGACCUUUCGCCCUCCCGCCCUUCAGCAUCGAGGCCAACAACCAGACAAUCACCUUCACCGACAUCAUGUCCGACGUGGGCGUGGGCGUGGUCAUGAUUCCCUUCAUUGCUAUUCUCGACCAGAUCGCCGUCGUGAGCGCCUUUGCGAAGGGGAGGACGUUCGACGCCACGCAGGAGAUCAUCGCGCUCGGGGUCGCCACCAUCGCCGGCUCCUUCUUCGGGUCGAUGCCCAUCACAGGCUCUCUCUCCCGCACCGCCGUCAACCUCUCCAGCGGGGUUAGAACGCCGGCAGGAGGUCUGGUCACGGGCGUCAUGGUUCUGCUGGCCCUGACAUUCCUCACGCCCUGUUUCGCCUUCAUCCCGAAGGCGACGCUGGCGGCGGUGAUCAUCUGCGCCGUGCUGCACAUGGUGGACUACGAGGUGCUCCUGCCGCUGUGGAGAAGCAAGCGCAUUGACCUCAUCCCUCUGAGCGUGACCUUCGUGGCCUGCCUCGUGUGGGGCCUCGAGUGGGGCAUCCUGGUGGGCAUCGGGGUCAACCUCUCCAUGCUGCUGUACUCCAUCGCCACGCCCACGGUCAAGGUCACGACCGUCCUUCCCAAUAAGCAGCAUGGCGGGUACGUGCUGGUGACGCCCUCGCACGGGGUUAGUUACCCGAGCACCUCCCACAUCCGCGCCGCCGUCAGAAAAGCGGGACUACGGCAGGCUGGAGGCUCCUUGCCCAUCGUCAUUGACUGCACGUUCAUUGAUAUGGCGGAUUAUACGUCGGCCAAGGGCAUCAAGGGCAUGAUCGAAGACUUCCAGAGACGAGGUCAAGUCCUGGUGUUCGUGGGCCUCAAACCGCGUGUCAUGGAGACCAUCAGCGCUCUGCACGAAGGCGUCACUGUGUGUCCUUGCUUCGAACAGCUGGACGAAAUCCUGGCAGACGGCCAGACGGAGGAGACGCUCGGGGCUCUGAACGGCGGCGAGAGGAACGUAGGGGGCGUGGUCUUGUCGAGCAUGAUAGCCACGCCCACUUCCGACACCAGCGAGGCGGCCAACCCGCUGCUCUCCACCACCACUUUCCAUGAGCAUAAAUAACCCCCUUCUCAUCAGGGGCAAUUGACCCCCUCCCGGCCUCCCACUAUAGCCCCCGCCCUCACGCCAUUCCAAAGCAUAUUCCAGUUUCAUGGUUUUGGACUGCAACUUUUUCUAACGAAUUAAAAAGCCCGCAGGGUGGAAAAAAACAUGUUGGAAAAGGUCAUAUGAAUUUAGUAAUAUAUUUUGUACCAAGGCUUCUCUAGCUUGGGGAAUCGGAUACUAAUUAUAGACUGAGGAAAACGAUGGGAAUGACGAUUUGCGAAAUUGUUUGCGUGUCAUAUUUUUGGCAAAUUUCACCACAGUCACUGCUAGAAAAAAAGCCAAACAAAACAUUACAGUUCGAUAAGCGUGGCUAAGACAAGUAUCUGACUGGAGGCUUGGCCACUGCAGGUCUACCCAUGGCGUUAGCAGAUGAGGACCCAGCUGUGUAGUAAGAAGUCGUGAACCUGCUGUAUGGUGAGGGGGGCUAUCUCGGCUGUGGUGAAGGGGCGUGGCUCGGCUGUGGUGAAGGGGCGUGGCUCGGCUGUGG
Molecule: messenger RNA, 2614 nt
Organism: Penaeus indicus
Lineage: Eukaryota; Metazoa; Arthropoda; Malacostraca; Decapoda; Penaeidae
Product: sodium-independent sulfate anion transporter-like
Exons: 12
Coding region: 112-2085 (657 amino acids)
Biological process (GO): transmembrane transport
Cellular component (GO): plasma membrane
Molecular function (GO): sulfate transmembrane transporter activity
Source: RefSeq, a predicted model, not a curated record